Messenger RNA from Closterium sp. NIES-65, 639 nucleotides. Lineage: Eukaryota; Viridiplantae; Streptophyta; Zygnematophyceae; Desmidiales; Closteriaceae. The record is from the annotation of a GenBank genome assembly.
AUGACCUUGCGAUUAUGUGUUAUGGACGCGCCGCCCACGUACCUGAAGGGCGAGUUCCCCGGCGACUACGGGUGGGACACGGCGGGGCUGUCGUCGGACCCCGAGACGUUCGCCAAGAACCGCGAGCUGGAGGUGAUUCACUCGCGCUGGGCCAUGCUCGGCGCGCUUGGCAUCGUCUUCCCCGAGCUGCUGGCGCGCAACGGCGUGCCGCUGCAAGAGGCGGUGUGGUUCAAGGCGGGCGCGCAGAUUUUUUCAGAGGGAGGGCUCGACUACCUGGGCAACCCCGCGCUCAUCCACGCGCAGAGCAUCCUCGCCACGCUCGCCGUUCAGGUGGUGCUGCUGGGCGCGGUGGAGAGCUACCGCGUGGGUGGUUUGGAGGGGUUCCAGGAGGUGGAGGAUCCGAUCUACCCGGGCGGCGCGUUCGACCCGCUGGGGCUGGCGGACGAUCCCGACGCGGCGGCGGAGCUGAAGGUGAAGGAGCUCAAGAACGGGCGCCUCGCACAGGUGUCGGCGCUGGGCUUCUUCGUGCAGGCCAUCGUGACGGGCAAGGGGCCCCUCGAGAACCUCGCGGACCACCUCGCCGACCCCACCGCCAACAACGCGUGGGCAUAUGCGCAGAACUUCGUCCCCGGCGCGUAA